Staurois parvus is the source of this 307-nucleotide messenger RNA. Lineage: Eukaryota; Metazoa; Chordata; Amphibia; Anura; Ranidae. The record is from the annotation of a GenBank genome assembly.
UGGUCAGAGACUGCAGGUAUACUACAGGAGAUGGUCAGAGACUGCAGGUAUACUACAGGAGAUGGUCAGAGACUGCAGGUAUACUACAGGAGAUGGUCAGAGACUGCAGGUGUACUACAGGAGAUGGUCAGAGACUGCAGGUAUACUACAGGAGAAUGGUCAGAGACUGCAGGUAUACUACAGGAGAUGGUCAGAGACUGCAGGUAUACUACAGGAGAUGGUCAGAGACUGCAGAUGGUAUACUACAGGAGAUGGUCAGAGACUGCAGACAUGCUAUAGGACAUGGUCAGAGACUUCAGACAGAGGG